GCGCCUGUGGAAUAAGACAGUAAAGUGAUCCAGAGUAUAGACGCGUCACUUUGUGUGGAUAUAUACAAUAUUUUUAUCUCUCAAAGCUGAAAGUGUGACGUUGUCUGCCAACUCGGACUUUCUCGGGAAACGCUUUUUCUCCAGCGCUUCAUAUAUUUUGCCAUUUCCGACGCUCCGGUGUACCAGCUGAACCGGGUGAAAUUACACCUCCAAGACUUUUCCAGUUAACUUACUCAAAACUAAGUCACCAUGGCAGAGACGUCGGCGGCUCCAAGCAAAGCCAAAAAGGCAUCCAAACCCAAGAAACCCGCUUCACAUCCCAAGUACUCGGAGAUGAUUAAAGCGGCCAUAGUUCACGACGCCAGCCGGAGUGGAGCGUCCCGUCAGUCCAUCCAGAAGUACGUGAGGAAGAACUACAAGGUGGGCGACAAUGCCGAUGUGCAGAUUAAAAUGGCCCUGAAGAGGCUGGUGGCAUCGGGGAUGCUGCGCCACACCAAAGGCAUCGGCGCGUCAGGAUCCUUCAGGCUGACCAAACCUGAGGACUCCAAAAAGUCAGUCAAACCAGCGCCAGCUCCCAAGCCAAAGAAGGCAGCGAAGCCCGCCAAACCCAAGAAGGCGGCCAAGCCCAAGAAGGUGUCCAAGACACCGGAGAAACCCAAGAAGGUCGCUGCAAAGAAAGUGAAAAAGGUCGCGAAAAAGGCGACACCAACGAAAGCCAAAAAGGCGCCAGUGAAGAAACCCAAGGCAGCCAAGCCGAAGGCAAAACCAGUAAAGAAGGCAGCCAAGCCCAAGGCAAAGGCACCGAAAAAAGCAGCCAAAGCAGCUAAAAAGAAGUAAAAGGACAAUUUCAAAAAGUCACUGUAAAUAUUUCAGAAAAUGUUUUCGUAUAUGUAUUAUUUUUGUAAGGUCUCAUGCAAACUUAUGCUGUUUUUACUAGCAGUCUUCUCUCAACCGAACUGCAACCUAAACCUGCAGAAGAUAUACUUGUGUCCACUUUUAUUUGGCGUUAAUAAUACUGUUAAUUUCUGUCUGGUCCUUGGAUACAUUCGAGCUAGUCUAGGGUCUUGCUGAAAAGAAAACAAUGUAUAUAGUGUUGAACUAAUGAAUAGUCAUUGUUGGUGCACACGUUAUACUGAAAACACAAAUGUUCCAACGAUGAGCAUUGUUGAGUCUUGACAAUGUACAGAACAUAGUAGAUGCAGCAAGAUGUUCCCAAAGGCUCUGUAGUUGUCAUUCAAGCUCCAAUCUGUAUAUUAUCUCAUGGUCAGAAGAUUCAUAAUAUACAAACGUCACACUGUGUUUAGUCACUUUUAAUGACUGUUUAUACUGCAACUCAAUAAACCUU
Monopterus albus (swamp eel) is the source of this 1345-nucleotide messenger RNA. RefSeq names its product H1.0 linker histone (gene h1-0). Gene Ontology annotation, molecular function: nucleosomal DNA binding; double-stranded DNA binding; structural constituent of chromatin. Gene Ontology annotation, cellular component: nucleosome; nucleus. Bases 250 to 837 code for a protein of 195 amino acids. The transcript has a single exon. Gene Ontology annotation, biological process: chromosome condensation; negative regulation of DNA recombination; nucleosome assembly. The record is from RefSeq and is a predicted model, not a curated record. NCBI's taxonomy places the organism in Eukaryota, Metazoa, Chordata, Actinopteri, Synbranchiformes, Synbranchidae.